AACAGACAAUAAUAUUUUUAUAUCAAAAAUCGGGCACGUUACCAAUAAUUCGUGUUGUAGAAGAUUCACGCUGCAACCCUGCACUCACUAGCAGUCCACUGGCUGACGUUUCUCACACUGCUUUUUGAAAGUAUUUUGACAGCCAACACAGAAAGCGCAGAAAGCAGAAUGUUUAAAUUUUAGUUGUCGCAUGCUUGCGGCAUCAGCUGGAUGACUAUAAAAUUUUCACUGUAAUUAAUUUUCUUUCACAAAAUAAUAAAUAAACCAUACCAGGAAUGAAUUUACUUCCCAAAACAACCACCGAUUUUGGUACAACCGAGUAUUGGAACAAUUUCUUCAAGAAGCGUGGUAAAAAAGCUUUCGAAUGGUACGGUGAAUAUCCGGAACUGUGUGGCCAACUGCACAAGUAUGUGAAACCGAAGGACGAAAUUCUGAUUGUUGGUUGUGGAAACUCUACCCUCAGCCAGGAUUUGUACGAUGUUGGGUUCAAACAAAUUACUAACAUCGACAUCUCCGAAGUUGUCAUUAAGCAGAUGCAGGAAGCAAACAGGCUGUCACGUCCGGAAAUGCUAUGGUACCACAUGGACGCCACUGCGAUGAACUUCUCCGAUAGCAAGUAUUCCGUUGUGUUGGAUAAAGGUACACUGGAUGCUUUGUUUACGGAUGAAUCGGAUGCCACGGUAACGACGGUUCGAAAGUACUUUUUUGAGAUAUCUCGUGUGCUACGUGUUGGAGGUCGUUACGUAUGCAUUUCCCUGCUACAGGAGCAUAUUUUAAGGGAGCUGUUAAGCUAUUUUCCUGAGAACGAAUUUGUGUUUCGGGUGAUACGCUGCCUUGAAGCCGAGCAGAAAACAGCCGACGGAAAUGGCGAUGGAUCAUCCAUGCCGGUUUUCGUGGUGGUAGCCACUAAGUUUAAAAAGUUGCCUCUCAAGGUGCUGGAACUUUGUAUGGCGGGGGAGGAGAUACAGCGCGUCCAGAAGCCGGAAGAAAUUACCCUUUCGAUAGUGGCUGCUCAAAAGGCGGCGAUGGUUUGCAAUGGGUUGGUGCGGGGCAGCAUAGCCGGGUUCAACGAGGUGUGCCUCGAUCUUCAUAAACCGGGUCAAAGCGACGCUCGAUUCACGAUACACGUGCUAGACCAGAAACCGGUACGCGGUAACGGUAAGUACGCCGCUUUCAUUGUUCCUCAAGGACGAGAGACGGAAUGGUUAUUUUCGACGCCCAAGGGGCGUCACAAAUUGCUGACAUCCGCCGGGCACGAUCGGUUGGCGAUUGUUUCCAUGCAUCGAGGCCAGAGCUAUGAUAGUUUGGAUGCCGUUAAGGAAGAGCUGAGUGAAAGUGUUAAAUCGCUCGCUCCGGCCGGACUGCGAGUACAGAUUCCCUAUCUUUCCCUGGGUUCAGAUGUAGGACAACGAGAGACAAUAUUCAGCGGCCACAGUGCGAUUUCGGGUGCUUACAUAGUGGAAGAAGUUCUAGGGAAUGAUAACCGACUUCUUCGACGGUUGGUUUUUCUCAAUAAUCAGUCUGUGGUUCAAUCGGAGGCAAUGGUCAAGGUGAAAAAGCAAAAGAGCAAACUGGAGAAGGUGAUCGAUCCUGGUUAUUUAGCGUGCCAGCAUCAUCUGUACAUGACAAUUGGUGUCCAUUUAGCGAUCAGCUUAGAUGCAGCCGCAGCUGCAAAAGAUGUGAUGAUUAUUGGACUUGGUGGAGGCGGUCUCUGUACAUUUAUUCGUCAGUGUCUUAAAAACAUAAAUUUAGUGGCAGUGGAAAUUGAUUCGGAGAUGCUGUCAGUGGCCACUCAAUACUUUGGUCUGACGCCAGACGACCGAUUGAAGGUGGAAAUCAAGGACGGAAUCGAUUAUUUGACAGAAUGCGCCCAAGGCGCUAGUAAACACUUCCGCGCCAUUUUGUUCGACGUGGAUAGCAAAGACUCCAGUCAGGGUAUGAGCUGUCCACCGGAGGCCUUUCUCGAGCAAGCCGUACUAGCAAACGUGAGCCAGCUUUUGAAGGGCACAGGCAUAUUCGUUCUGAAUUUAGUCUGCCGGGAUGAUUCCCUGCGCCAGCAGGUCGUGGAGAAAUUGAAACAAACCUUUAAGUACGUACUGUCCUACAAAUUAGAGGAAGAUGUGAACGAAAUUUUCUACUGCGCCGAUAGCGCGGCACUCGAUUGUGCCGAAAAGUGGCAAAGAGCAAUGAAACAAUCCGCGGAGGGCUUGAAUAGUUUGGCCAAAAAAGCCAAACUGAGUAGAGUGGACCUUGUCGAUUUGCCGGAGUUUAUGCAAGGGUUGAAACUCUGAAUAAAUAAUGACUACUUCUAAGGAAAGAUUCUUUUUACGUUCUACUAACGAAACUGCCUGAAAAAUUCGAAUGUUAGUAGCUAUUUACUUAUCGUCAAUAAUAUCGACUGCUAGGCGUACAUAAAAACGGGUUUUACUUAUUAUCAUACCUUCUUCAACACGUACUCGAAAUUCACACGAUAAUUUUGAAAUUGAUAACAAUUAUGCUAUGCGUUGCUUUACUUAGGGUUCACUAUGCUGAACAUUUUCGCCUCAUCAUAUGGGUUAAUAUUUCAGCUUACUGCAUGCAAUUUUAAAUCUACUUUUGCUGGAAAUUUCUACACAUGUUAAUUUGGGUAUUACUUUUUUUAUCUUCGUAACACAAAGCAUUGACAGCGAUCCAAUAUUUGUUGCUCUAAUUAACGGCCUGUGGACAGUUUCGUUUCAAGGAUACUCCAAGCAGAAGACCGAUUUUCACACUGAACAACACUGACUCUAAACCCUCUAAAAUUCCAUAAUUCUCCUAGCAGAUUGAGCAGGUGAGAUCAUGUUUUAUGUUUUUUUUUUUCGUUUAUCAAAUGGUUUUCAGAUUAUUUUAUCAGUUGGAUCUGUCUGCCUUGAAAAAAACGUUAACAUUGCCGCUACGCGAGAAAACCUUUUAGCACUUAUUUAACAUGCAAAUUCAAUGUUAGCCACUAAAUAUAUACACUAACUUCAAACUUCAAAUAACCUCUAUUGGUCAUGACAAUUUGUAUUUGAUAUUUUGACUAAGAAGAAAACGUUCUUUUUUAUAAUUUAUAAUUUACCAUCAAAAAUCGAUUAACAUAGAAAAUAUAAAUAAACAAUAAGAAACAAAUGCAUUAUUUUUACAACUAUUAUGAACAAGAACAAACAUAUUUCCCACACAUUCACAACAGUAAAGUACGAUGCGAAACAUUUACAAUAUAUCAAAAAUGCUGCUUUGAGCAUCCUUGACUCCAAACUUGCCCACAGCUAACUUUCAGUAGAAACAGUCACAGGAUUGAUUAGACAAUUCAAUUAGGUUCCAAUAUGUGUGUGUAAUAUGUGUGUGAAUAUAUAGGUACUUUCCUACACAACUAUUGUACGAAUAAAAUGAACAUUUUAUUGUGUAACCU
This is a messenger RNA of Wyeomyia smithii (pitcher-plant mosquito), 3406 nucleotides long. RefSeq names its product eEF1A lysine and N-terminal methyltransferase homolog. The record is from RefSeq and is a predicted model, not a curated record. Bases 276 to 2291 code for a protein of 671 amino acids. Lineage: Eukaryota; Metazoa; Arthropoda; Insecta; Diptera; Culicidae. The transcript has 5 exons.